ACUGUCGAAGUAGUAUAUUCUGGUAUGGAGCGUAAGUUAGAAGUGUCAGUUGCAUCCGUGUGAUGGCCGCGACGUCUCUGGUGCUACAGUAAUGUGCUAAUUACCAAAGGAAGGCGACGGUUUGCCUUUUGUUCAGGCGAAUUCCUGAAGUGCGUUGAUGGCCCUAAUCCUAUCGGUUUCACGUGCAAGGAACCGCCGGUUUAGGUCGUAAGUGGUUCCGGACCGCGACAUCCCUGAGCCUCCUUGCGAGGCGUGUGUAAGAAAAAAAAACACACCAGGCACUCAAUUGUCAGCGACUGCUUGCGAAACUGGUAACGUCGCCCUCUCUCUUUUCGCGACGGCGAUGGCACUCAGCGUGACAGUUGCGGGGAGAGAAGUGACGGGACUAUCACAGGCAAAGCCACGGGCGAACGUCGCCGCGGCUAACAUUGUCGCUGACGGCCGCUCUUAGCAUCCGCCGGUAAUUCCUUGGUUAGCUGCCGGUCAGUUGCCGGCUAGGCGUCAGCCAUGCCUCGCAUCUCGCAGCUGCCGUUGCUCCGCAGCAGCAGCAAGGAGGAGCGCGCGCUAGCUCUCGCGGAAUGCGCCCACCCCCCCGCGAUCCCCCCGUGUUCUUCCGUCGGCCCCGCGCCAGCCCGCCCGCUCUCCCUCCUCGAGCGGAAGACUUCGCUCCCCUCGUUCCUCUCGCGCAAGUCCCCCCCGGGCCAGCCGCGCAACACCCCCGCGGAGCAGCGCAAGUCGCCGCCGGUGGAGCAGAAGCUCCGCGAGGGUCCUCCGCCGCUGCGCCCCAAGUCCCCGCACCACCUGGAGUGGGUGCGCCAACUCUCGCUCUGGCAAGGCGCGCAGGCGCAGCAGGGGGACGCGCAAACGCAGGCGCAACAGGCGGAGGUGCCGCGGAACGGUCAAGUGAAGGCGGGACACGGGAAGGUACGCGGAGGAGCGCAAGGAUCGGCGCAGGGGGUGCGGAAAGGGGAUGCGCGGAAGGGGCAGGUAUUUCGGCGGAAGCAGCAAGCGCAACAGAAAGCGAGCGCCAACGCGGGUUCUGAAGAUGCCCCCGAGCCGCCGAUUAAAAACGUGUGGGAGGCCGCGGAAGCGGGAAAACUAGCUAAUUGGGUGGAUGAAGCGGACGGUGGCGAUGGAGCGGGGACAGAAAGGGACGGCGGCGAUCCGUUGCUGGAGAAUGUGAUUGGCGCUGGGACAACGAGGCUAUCACAACAGGCGCGUCAGUCUGCACCUACUGUCUCCGUUAGUGGCGUCUCCGUUAGUGACGUCUGCGUUAGUGGUGCUUCUGUUGCUAGCGCGGGGUCGACAACUGACUGUGACGUUACAGAUACCGCCGUUAGUCAGGCGCCCAAGAUUACUACGACAAACGGAUCUGCCACAAACGCGGCUGCCACAAACGGGGUCGCUGCCAGAGCGCGCGCCGGCGCCGCUGUUGCUUCUGUCUCCCCCACAGGCGCCGCAGCUACAGCCGCGGCGGCUGUAGCCAGGAGCUUUAGCGCGGCCGCCUCUGUCUCAGGUGACGCUGCUACAACCGCGGCGGCUGAAGCGAGGAGUUCUAGCAGCAGCGCGGCCGCGACGGUUGUAGCAAGGAGUCCCAACGCGCCGCGCUACAGCCGGUCAGGGGGCCACAGGCGGCGGUUCGCUCGGAAGUCCCAAACCUUGUCCGGACGAGUCGUUGUUUCCUUCCCGAGCCCACCCGACAGCUUCGGCAGCACGUUCGGCAGCACCGUCUUCCGAACCGAGUCUUUUGGCGGCGAUUGCAACAGUCAGGGGGGGGGAACAAGAGAGAGAGGAAGAGAGAGGAAUCGGCACAGAAUCUCAAAAUCUCAAAAUCCCUCAGAUGCUGACGUGGCUGCUGACGUGGCUGCAGCAACAGGAGCUGACCUGUCACCAUCAGACGCGGUAGCAGCAGGGAUAGUCGCAUCGGCGUUUUUCACGCGCAAAUCUCACACCAUGCGCAAUCGCAUGGUGCCCCUAACCCCCACGGCGGUUACCACCCCCAGAGCCCCAGGCACUGCUGCUGCUGUGGCCACCCCCGGGCGGAAAGGGGGCAGGGGGACGGGGAGGAGGGGGGGGCGCCCGCCUACUCCCUCUGUAGGGGCUGCUGUGGUCAGUCCGGGGGGAGGGGGAGGGGGAGGGGGAGGGGGAGGGGGAGGCGGGGGGUCUAGUCCAAGGGGAAGGGGAGGGGGAGGGGCGAGUCCGGGGACAGGGGGAGUUGGUGGGGUGGGGAAGGAGGGGGAGCGCAGGUGCUAUCUCUCGAGGUGACUCACCAUCCGCCACAGGUGUUAUCUAUUGACAGGCCUGUCCCGAGGGCGCAGGUGCUAUCUGGGGGGGAAUCCACGAGAAGGGUGCAGGUGUUAUCUAUUGACCGGCCGGUCCCAAACGCGCAGGUGCUAUCUCUAGAAGUGCCCUCCCCAGGGCUUAGCUGUGGCAUGAGCUGGGAUCGGAUAGAGUUUGGGGAGGAGGGGUUUUCUGAGGCGGGGACUCAGCAGACCUUGAGUUGGGAUCGGAUAG
Messenger RNA from Closterium sp. NIES-67, 2514 nucleotides. The record is from the annotation of a GenBank genome assembly. NCBI's taxonomy places the organism in Eukaryota, Viridiplantae, Streptophyta, Zygnematophyceae, Desmidiales, Closteriaceae.